AUGCCUUGCGCUGAAGAUGCUGAACAGAUCCGGAAAAUUGAAAAGGCCUUAGAGUUUUGGAGUCAAAAUACGUGCCUGAGAUUCAAGAAAGAAACAGAUCCAAUGAAUAUAGACUAUAUAUAUUUUGAUACUGGAACUACAACAACAUGUACCACACCUCUAGGAAGGCAAGGUGGACGCCAAACAUUACUCUUAAACGGACCUUGUUUCAAUGUCCGAACUAUAUCACAAUUAAUUGGAAGAGCCUUAGGUGUAAUUUAUGAAGUUCAACGAAAAGACAGAGAUUUGUAUAUGGUUAUAGAAGCAAGCAAGAUAGACCCACUCCUUAUGGUCAAUAUAGAUGAGGUGGAUUCCGAUUAUUUCAACCUACCAUAUGAAUACGGAAGUGUGAUGCAAUAUUAUGAAAAUGAAUUCAAAUUGGGCUCAAGUUUACCACCGGUAUUCUCAGCUAAAAACUCUCGUUUUCAAACCACUAUAGGUUCAAGUUAUGAACCAACCUUUUUUGAUUUGACAGCUAUCAAUCGUUACUAUUGCAAUAACACUUGUUUUGGGCAAAAUUCGCAAUGUUCGAAUUCGGGAUACGCUAAGCCAUUUGAUUGUGGUACUUGUUUUUGUCCUACUGGGUAUGCCGGAAGAAAAUGCUUGGAAGCUCAGCGGAGCGAAAUGGUUGAUAAUUGCCCUAACGAUGUGGGUGCCUACGAAAUAAACGAAAGAACUCCUCCCCUUGUUAUAUCCACUCCUGGUUGGCCUAUCGCGGAUCCGUACAAAUUGGCUAAAUGUUAUUGGGUCUUUAAUGCAUUGUGCACUAAUAAUUCAAGAGGACGGUUACAAGUGGAGGUAAACACGACGGCAUUUGGAUUAUUAAAAUUUGAUGCGGGUGGACAAUGUUUGCAUUGGUUGGAAAUUAAAUAUAAAAUAGAUCAGGGUUCAACUGGUUUAAGAUUGUGCGGAAUUGUCCCGAGAGAAGUUGCUGUUACAUCUCAGAGAGAUAGAAUGGCUAUCAUAUUUGAUGCAGAUAGAGACUCAAGUGUAACUGAAGCUCCAUCAGUUCCACUCGGUAAAGGGUUCAGGAUAAAAGUAUCGCUAGGAAAACAUCACCAAAAACUCAAUAAUGUUGGUGUAAAUACAAUAUGGAAGAUGGCUAUAUAUUUUUUAAGAGUUCGGUUGAACUGA
Gordionus sp. m RMFG-2023 is the source of this 1173-nucleotide messenger RNA. Its product is annotated as zinc metalloproteinase nas-36-like. Gene Ontology annotation, molecular function: zinc ion binding; metalloendopeptidase activity. The record is from RefSeq and is a predicted model, not a curated record. Lineage: Eukaryota; Metazoa; Nematomorpha; Gordioida; Chordodea; Parachordodidae. Gene Ontology annotation, biological process: proteolysis. The coding region runs from base 1 to 1173 and encodes 390 amino acids. The transcript is spliced from 11 exons.